AUGGAAGCGUUGAAAGCGGAGCACAGGCAGUGGCGAGACGACGUUGCAUCACUGAUCAACAAACUCGAACUACGACUGGAUGCUCCAAGCGUUUUCAAGGCGGACUCACUGUUGCUGGCGAAGCUGCCACAAAAGCCAACGGGGCAGCCGAGACCGACGAAGCCGAUGCCUGCGGACGGAGAUCUGUGCGACAUUUUCCUGGAAGACGUCGACAGAGUUGAAGGGGACUCGCGAGAUCCCCAGAACGUACAGGAUGUCCCGGAGCUGGCGUUCGCUCCAGAGGAGACCGCUACGGAAGGCCCGGCAUUGCAGAACGGGAUCUCGUUCAAGAAACUGCGGAUCUCAACCGUGCAGAACUUCAAAACAGCUCCUGGUCCACUGCGCAAGGUGAUCAACGAGAUUCUGGAAGAUGCAUUGGAGGCGGCAGAGGAGAAGAGGGAGAAUCAGAAGAAGAAAGCCAAAAGGCUCUGGCCCUGUGAAGUGGCGGAGCGUUUGUUAGCUUCGAAAUGGUUCGAGAUCGUCACCGGCAUGAUCAUUUUUGUCAACAUGCUCACCAUUGGCAUUGAGGCGCAGCUGUCGCUGUCGCGUACUGGUGUUCCUGAGUGGGUUGAGACUAUGGAGAAAGCCUUCUUGUUCGUCUACACGCUGGAGCUUCUAGCAAGAGUCAUGGCAGGAGGUUUUAAGGCGUUUUGGAAUGCCUGGUUUCUUCUGGAUUUCUUUCUGGUGGCGGUGGGAGUGCUGGCGAUAAUGCUGAGAUGGCUUGGACCAGAUUCCCCGUUGAGCAUUGAUGGUUUCGAGAAGAUUCUCGUCUUCCGCGCCUUGCGUCUUCUCCGCCUGGUACGAGCACUGCGCAUGUUCGAGCACUUCAAAGUGGUGUGGCAUCUGGUCUAUGCCUUGCUGUCAGCUGGGAGAACCGUGCUGUCGGCAACAGCUCUGAUCGCGUUCACACUCUACAUCUUUGCUUGUGUCGCGGUGGAGAUCAUCACGAAGGAUGCGGUUAUCCUCGACAAUGCCGAGACCUAUGAGAUCGUGCAGACCUACUUCAGCAGUUUGCCCCGGGCGAGCCUGACACUCUUGCAAUUCGUGACACUGGACUCGAUCGCAGCAGUGUAUUCGCCGCUGAUUAUGACCCGACCGUACCUGGGAGUUUAUUUUGCAUCCAUAUUGAUCUUCGUGUCCAUCGGGCUGAUGAACCUCAUCACGGCGGUGAUCAUUGAAGGCGCCAUGGAAUCCUCCAAAGAAAAGCGGGAGGAAGAGAGAAUGGAGAUGAAAGAGAAGAUCCGGCAGUCAUUGCCUGGACUCUUGGAUAUGUUCUUCAGCCUGGACACCGAACGCACCGGCCGCAUCAGCAGAGAUCAUUUGCAAAACAAUGCAUUGCAGCAUUUGCCGCAAGCUUUGCUGGACAACCUGCCCAUUGAUGACGUUGUAGACCUCUUCGACAUCUUGGACGUUGAUGAGAAUAACUAUCUGACACAGGCGGAGUUUGUCGAAGGCCUGCUGAACAUGGCCUUACUGGAUACACCUCUGUGGAACGUCCAAGCCUUGAAGCUACUGAGACGAAUCGCGCACGUCACAACGCAGAUGCAUGAAGAUAGCCUUAGAUUGAGUGAAGAAAGAUUGAGAUCUGAUGAUGGUGUUCACUCGUCGCAUCUCUGA
Symbiodinium sp. CCMP2456 is the source of this 1656-nucleotide messenger RNA. NCBI's taxonomy places the organism in Eukaryota, Dinophyceae, Suessiales, Symbiodiniaceae. The record is from the annotation of a GenBank genome assembly.